GUAAGAACUUUGAUGUAUAUCAUGAUGAUAUGUGUAUCGCGUGUUCUGUUAUUAAAAAAGUUGCUGAAGGAAGACAUGGGGUGGCCCAAAAUUGCGAAACUGAAAUCGCACAUGGAGCUAGUACCUCGUCUUACGAAUCGCGAGAGCCAAUACAAAGACUUUGCUAAUGCAAAUCGCGCGCCGUGAAGGGCAUAACGUGCAUAAACUGUAAAACUGUAUACCAUUUUGCGUGUGUAAAGGCAGAUUCAAGACGAAAACUAUGGUGUUGCAGAAGGUGUAAUGAACAUGUCCUAGACAAAGCACUACAGAAGAGCGACUGCAAAGUCGAAAUUGUUGCUAUCCUGUUAGAAGAGGCACACGCCGUAAAAUACAAAUAUACCACUAACCGUCAAUAUUUCAGCAGAGAAUGUGCUGCAUGUAUCAGUAGGUGGACUGUUUAAAGACAAUCUUACUAUAGCACUGAGGGAGCCUCCUCAUGAACUCAGAAUACAUAACAGCACACUUGUUCUUGAACGUUUUGAAUCUCUUGUGAGGCAGCUAUGUAAACAAGUUGGUCCUUCACAAUGUGUAAAUCCACCUGACAUUCCAAGAGAGAUAGAAAAUAUUAGAGAUUUACCUCAAGACCUGACAGUGCUUCAGCUCUACGACAUCAAAAUGGAUUGUCUACCACAGGCUCUUGCUGGACUUCUCAAUGUUGUGCACCUUGAAAUAAUAAACUGCAAUCUCAUUACAAUUCCUGUUUUCAUUGGUGAUCUUCCCAAGUUAUCAGUAUUAGUCCUGGCACACAACAAAUUAGGUCUACAAGAAAACUGGGACUUCCUUUCACGCCCUCAUAUUAGACAGAACUUAGCUAUACUUGAUUUGCAAGAUAAUGAGCUUCACAACCUACCAAAAGAAGUGGUGGAACUUGAUGAACUUGCAAUCUGCCUUUUGGAUGAUAAUUUUCUGGAGACCCUUCCAACUAGUCUAAAAGAGAUGCAUGGUUUAAGUGUUCUUGCAGCCUGCAACAAUAUGAUGCGAAUUUUUCCAUACAAUUUGUUUCCAUUAGAUGAAUUUGCUUUGGACUUGGCAAAUAAUCCGUUCACUUCACGCUAUUUUGUGAUACCAAAUAGAUCUCAGAAAUAUAAAGUACCAUCUCUCAAGGAACUUGCUGCCCGAACUGUGGUUGACUACAGAUUACCUGUGGCAACAAGAAUUUUACCGCGGUGUGUCAUGGAGUAUCUCCAAAGUGUGCAGUUUUGUGCAAUAUGCUCUGGUGGAUACUUUGAUAGUUUUGUUGCAUGCCGCUAUGUACCCAGAUUCAGAGUCUACAUCGAGGUUUUGCCAGGAGAUGGAUACUUACAUGGUCCAGGUUUCAUUCUAAACUUGUGUUCCAGAAGAUGUAUGCAGCCAGAGUUAAAGUUUUGUGAGCUUCUCAAUCAUUUAACCCCUGAACAAUAUGAUGAUUGGAUUAAAGAUAUGUUUUGAACUGUACUCACUCUAAGUAUCCCACGAGAGUUAAUGUUUCGUGAGGUGGUCAAUCAUUUUACAUGUGAACUGAACGAUAAUUUUAUUAAACAUGUUGAGCUGUGUCUACUCUCUUUUUAGAAUAUCACAGAUAUACGCAGGUCUAUGCACUAUUAUAAGCACCUGCCAUAUUUUAUUUUUGUAGUUUCUGAGAUAGUCUUCUGAUGAUUUAUUGUCAGAAUUUGACACUUUGAAAUGUUUACAACCCAAAGUUUUGUGUACUUCGUUACACAUACUAAAAUCCUGUUGUUGUAUAGCUAUAGUGAAUCUGUAUUUGCAGCCAGUUGUUUAGUAAACAAUGAAGGUGUAAAGUUUCAAAUCUUGGACCAAUAUUGUUGUGGAACGUUGUGAUAUUUGAUAUCUCAGUAUUAUAUUAUGGAGGCAGUGGAGGUGAUUUUUCCAAUAUGAAUAUGAUCUGUUUCCAGUGAUUGCCUUAUGUACAUCAUAUAUUACAAGUUCAGUUUGUAAUUUUGCAUUUUCAGUACCUACUUCAACAAUAUUUGAUGUAAUUUUAGUAGUUAAGGACUUCAUGUUUGAUAAUAAUAUGUAUAACUUAUUCUAGACAUUAUUAUCUUCUAGUCAGAGCAUUAAUUACAUUGUAUGAAAGUGAUAUUCAAAUGCAGCUGUUCACACUUAGUUCUCAUUUUGGACAGCAUGUUUUCAUGGCACAGUCACUGUA
Molecule: messenger RNA, 2185 nt
Organism: Schistocerca serialis cubense
Lineage: Eukaryota; Metazoa; Arthropoda; Insecta; Orthoptera; Acrididae
Product: leucine-rich repeat-containing protein 40-like
Exons: 6
Coding region: 655-1467 (270 amino acids)
Source: RefSeq, a predicted model, not a curated record